GGAGCUUCGGUUGGAGGAAGUAGUUCCACAGAUUGAAUGUGUGUGUGAGUGAGUGUGUGUGCAGCGGUAGUUACCUCCAUAGUGAGUGAGAGUGCCGCUAAAGAACCACUGGAUCUAAAGACAGCACGAGCCAAGUUUGAAGACACCGAAGAAGUGUUUUUUUUUUUUUUCUUUCCUCAUUGUUUUUCUUCUUCUGCGGUUCGGUGCAAGUCGAAGCGGUCCAGAAGCGAGCAGUAUGCAUUCGGACUGCAGGCUGUUAUGGGCAGAGUGGUAAUGGUGGGCAGGGGACCGACAGGGGCUGGGGUUCUCGUCCUGUCGAUUCUCAUCAUUCUCACCACGGAAAGCUGUCGCGCGCAGAAAGGUGAUGGCUGUGGUCCCAGUGUGCUUGGCCCCACCAGUGGGACUCUGUCCUCUAUGGGUUACCCGGGGACAUACCCGAACAAUACAGUGUGUGAGUGGGAGAUCAGUGUUCCUCGCGGUAACCGGAUCCACUUUCGCUUCGCCUCGCUGGACAUAGAAGACAGCGACUGCCAGGUCAACUACCUCCGCCUCUACAACGGCAUCGGACCUCAGAGGAAUGAGAUCGUCAAGUACUGUGGUUUGGGUCUGAAGAUUAAAGAUCUUAUCGAGUCCACUGGCAAUGAGGUCACUGUCCAGUUCAUGAGUGGGACCCACCACACUGGGCGUGGAUUCUACCUGUCCUACUCCACCACAGAGCACACAGAUUUAAUCACCUGCCUGGACAAAGGAGCUGAUUUCCCCGAGGCAGAGUACAGUAAAUACUGCCCAGCAGGCUGUUUGGCAUCUACUGAGGAGGUUUCUGGAACUAUACCUAAUGGAUACAGAGAAUCGUCUCCCCUGUGCAUGGCAGCCAUCCAUGCAGGCGUGGCGUCCAACGCUGUAGGAGGGAGGAUCAGUGUGGUCACCAGCAAGGGCAUCCACCGUUAUGAGGGCACACUGGCAAAUAAUGUCACUUCUACUGGAGGAAUUGGAUCAAAUAGCCUCUUCACUUUUAGGACCAAUGGUUGCUAUGGAACGCUAGGUCUGGAGUCUGGUGGCGUUGCAGAUACUCAGCUCUCUGCAUCGUCUGUGUGGGAGUGGAACAGUAUCUGGGGAACAUCAGGAGCACGGCUCAAGAAGGUGGGACUACCCUGGGCACCUUCACGCAAUGACCAGCAACAGUUUCUGCAGGUCGACCUCAAGAGGGAGAAGAGAAUCACAGCCAUAAUCACCACUGGUUCUACCUUGAGAGAACACCAGUACUACGUUUCAGCAUACAGAGUCCAGUACAGUAAUGAUGGCCAGCUUUGGUACAGCUACAGGGAAGCAAAUACUACACAAGACAAGAUUUUCCAAGGCAACAUCAACUAUGACCAUGAGGUGAGGAACAACUUCAUUCCUCCUAUCGAGGCCAGAUUUCUGAGGAUAAAUCCUGCAGCAUGGCACCAGAGAAUUGCGCUGAAGUUGGAGCUGCUUGGCUGCCAGAUUCCCUCAGCGAGGAGGCAGGAUCCAAGGGCAGGACCGAGGAUGUUGCCCCCCUUUCGUCCUACCCCUCCCGCUGGGGGCACAAAGCGCCCGCCUCAGCUCGACCAAACCACACACACACCAGACAUCAGAAAUACCACAAUGCCCCCACACACUGGCAAAGAUGUGGCCCUGGCUGCAGUCCUGGUCCCUGUGUUGGUCAUGGUUCUGACGGCUCUCAUUGUGAUUGUAGUUUGUGCUUGGCAAUGGAGGAACAGAAAAAAGAGCACUGAAGGAACAUACGAUCUUCCUCACUGGGAUCGCACAGACUGGUGGAAAAGUAUGAAGCAGCUGCUGCCAUCCAAGAUGGUGGAGACUGAGGAUUCAGUUCGGUACAGCAGCAGCGAGGUGGGCCGGAUAACAGGGAGAGGUGCUGUACCCAGACUACAUGCUGAACCUGCAGAAUAUGCCCAGCCGUUGGUCAGCGGUGUAACAACACUGGGUCCACGUUCAACCUUUAAACCAGAUGAGGGACCGGAUCCAGGAUAUACAGAUCCAGACCUGUAUGACGCCCCCAUCUCACCAGACUUGUACCACGCCUAUGCAGAACCUCUACCAGCUUCAGGAGCUGAAUACGCCACGCCUAUUGUGGUUGACAUGGGUUGCCACCCAUCAGGGGGCUCCUCUAUGAGUCAGUCCUUCAAAGGUGCUGGUCCCGCCUCCAUGCUCACAAAGACAGACACCGGCCAGUCAGGGAGGUCGGCAUACGAUACACCGAAAAAUGCCACUGGACAGGUCACGCCUACAGAGGAUCUGACCUAUCAGGUACCUCAGAGAAGCACUCAGAAGCCGACAGCACAGAGCUGAAGAGCAGCGAGUCUGGAUGCACAUAGCCUUAAUCUGCCCCUCACUGCCAACACAACCCGAUGGACAAAGACGAAGGGUUGGAAAAAGAGGAUGAGCAGGUGCGAGCCCUGAGCCGGGGCUCGAGUCUUGAAUGAACUACCUUAGCUUUAGAUUCAUCUGGAGAUGUCUGUAUUGUGUAAUUGUAUAUGUGCAUGGCCACAGUCUGCUUGUGUAGUGCCAUUACAGUCCUAUCACUGAAACCACAAAGAUGAAUGUGCUUGUGCCAGCUUGGAGAAUAGGAGAUGGGAGAGAGGAUGAAAAGGAGAGAGCUGACUACUAGUCCUUAAAGACAUUGUCCCUGUUCUGUGAUUCUUAGUUUUUACAUUCUGUGAAACUGUGAUUUCCAAUAUUCUGUUACAUACUGAACCAGGUUCACCUGAAUGGUCUACGAUUUCCAUUCAGAACAGAUGGCAUGUUGUGUAAGUAGCCCACAUCCACAGUCCAACUCCCUAGUUUUCCAUGGUACGUUCUGUCUUACUUUUGUUUUGAAAGCAUGACUUGAAAUUGUGUAUAGUUCUAGUAAAUAAUUCCAUUACUGCAAACCUUUUAAAAAAUUCCACAUAAUUUACAGAUAUUUAUUUUUAUUUCACAUCCUGCUGAUAAGAAGAAUCUUAAAACACCCUCCAUCGCCCGCAGUGACUACAGAUCAAAGAAUUGCACUGUUGUAAAUGGGAGCACUGUUGUGUCACAGUGAAAACCUGUUGGUGACUGAGAUGUUUGUGUGUUAACUUGAAGAGGCUGAUGGGGAGGGUCAGUCCCAUGAGCUCCCUGUGUGAGGAAAUAACCUUUUUUUUUUUUUUUAAAUAAUGUCAAAGACCAAAUGCUGCCUUUUCUUUGUUUAUGCAAUGUUGAUUCCCAAGAUUCAACUUUGACAUUUAGUGCCAACAGUACAACCAAAUACAAAUAAAGAUCAAAUCAGUCUUAAUGUGAGGAAAAAAACCUGAUUUUAACUGUUUAGGUGUUUGUCCCGUAACAAGGUACAAAGAAAGGGAUAAAGCUGUUUCAGCCAAUAGAUUCAUACUAAUGCCUUGUGGUGUCUUGAAUUUCCAGUGUUUGUCCUGAACAUUUUUGAUUUUGAGAGUUGUGGUGAUUUUCUGUAGAUGAAAAGGUGCUUGAUCUGUUCAGAUGUAUAUGGGUGUGACCUGUUCCUUCUUUGUAUCUUUGUGCAUUAACAUCUGUAUGUGUGGUGAGCUGUUUGAAUCCAAACAGCUCACCAUUCAGUCUUGUCUGUUUUGUGGACUUGUUACUGGGAGACUUUAAUUGUCUGUAGUGCCAGUGGUUGUUAAAUACUGGCAGUUCACAGUAGAUUGCAUUCCUCUCCUGUCCAUCUGUGGUACUGUGUAGACCAAACACUCAGCAGCCGAACGCAGACUGAAGAGAAACACGGAACAAGCUGCUCGAUACCUUCACACAGCUGUGCCACAAAUCAUGCUUGGAUUCUGCUCAGUAACCAAAGCAGUCUAGAUAGGUGACUUAGUGCUCCCUGGUUACCACGGGGUUGUGCUUGUGAUGCUUUCACUGACUGUAUAUAGAGAAAAAAUAAUAAAGAGUUUUUAAAAGAA
Molecule: messenger RNA, 3932 nt
Organism: Sphaeramia orbicularis (orbiculate cardinalfish)
Lineage: Eukaryota; Metazoa; Chordata; Actinopteri; Kurtiformes; Apogonidae
Gene: dcbld2
Product: discoidin, CUB and LCCL domain containing 2
Exons: 15
Coding region: 259-2331 (690 amino acids)
Biological process (GO): wound healing
Cellular component (GO): plasma membrane
Molecular function (GO): signaling receptor activity
Source: RefSeq, a predicted model, not a curated record